AUGGCCUCAGCUUCGGCCUGGACCCAACAGCUGUUCACUAACGAUUCACCUGAUUUGGCAAAGGCUAUCCAAGGGCUAUUGGACGCAGCAGAUCAUAUGAGAACGACCACUGGUUCCUCACCGGGACCCAUAGACGUCGUGUCUUAUUUCAACGACGUCAAGUACAGAUUGUCCAGGCCAAACGAAGAUGCAGUCGAUGUGACCCAGAUCAGCUCGUUGCCAUUGUUCGAUUUCGACCUGAACCUUCCCGACUUUGAUUUCUCCUUCAUGGGCACGGAUGCGACGGGAGAUGUUACGCAGACCGGCUGGGAGGGGGAUACUUGGGGGCUGAUAUGA
This is a messenger RNA of Kwoniella shivajii, 336 nucleotides long. RefSeq lists its product as uncharacterized. The coding region runs from base 1 to 336 and encodes 111 amino acids. NCBI's taxonomy places the organism in Eukaryota, Fungi, Basidiomycota, Tremellomycetes, Tremellales, Cryptococcaceae. The record is from RefSeq and is a predicted model, not a curated record. The transcript is spliced from 3 exons.